UACCUGAGUGCGAGCCAGUGCACAAGCCGGUGUCUCGCGUUUUCGGUCGGUAAAAGACUGUGCCGCGGUGAUGAUGGGGCCCAUAUCCUAACGUGUGUUAAGCUAUGCACGCGGUUCUCGUGACCGUCUACCUUCUGCUCGUCACACCGUACACCACUUCCUGGUGGGCCGCAGGUAGCGAAUUGGUCAUGAAUCCUAAGCAGAUGUGCAAGAGAGCUAGAAGAUCCAAAGGCAAGAUGGCCGAAAUUUGCAACAAGUCCAGACUCCUCGAGCACAUCACCACCGGCAUCAUGUUAGCACAGAACGAGUGCCAAUAUCAGUUCAGACACAGAAGAUGGAACUGCACUUCGUCAAAGAAAAGUAUUAAGAAAGUUAUGCUGCGAGAUACUAGGGAAACAGGUUUCGUCAAUGCGAUAAUAGCGGCCGGUAUUACGUUUCAAGUUACAAGGGCUUGCACCAAGGGCGUGAUCGGUUGCGCUUGCGACAAGAGGAAAAAUAAAAGAAAAAAUAAAAGAAAGAAAUUUUUGACUCCGGAACAGGACUGGGAAUGGGACGGGUGCGUCGAGAACAUCGAAUUUGGGAUCAAAAAGUCGAAAGAUUUUCUGGACACGCGAUACAAGAAACGAAGCGACAUGAAGACUUUGGUGAAGUUGCACAACUACGUAGCCGGGAGACAUGCGAUCAAAGAGAACAUGCGCAAGGAGUGCAAGUGUCACGGCCUGUCCGGCUCUUGCUCCAUGAAAUCUUGUAUACGCAAAAUGCCUUCGUUCCGAGAAAUAGGCAACCACCUCAAAGAACGGUUCGACGGUGCAGCCAAAGUCAUCGCGGGCAACGAUGGUCAGAGUUUCAUGCCGGAGGGAGAAACCAUCAAACCUCCAAGUCGGUUCGAUUUGGUCUAUUCGGAAGAGUCCCCAAGUUUUUGUCUACCGAACACCACUCUCGGAUCUUUCGGUACUCAAGGGAGGGAGUGUAACGAAACGUCUCCAGGCGAAGAAGGUUGCGGUAUACUAUGCUGCGGUCGGGGCUACCACACGUACACGAAGGAAGUGCAGAAGAAUUGCCGCUGUGAGUUUAUUUAUUGCUGUGAUGUCAAAUGUCAGACUUGCAACGAGAGUGUGAGGAUUAGUACUUGUUCGUGAUCGGUUUUGACUUUGAAUUAGUUUGUGAUUCCUCGGCAAGUUUUGUAUAUACUAUAUCUAAUCGUCGCAUGGUUUCGAGGAUUUUUAAUUUAUUUAUAUGUACUUUUUAAAUUGUUUACUAAUAUAAAUUUGUAUAUACCAA
Messenger RNA from Cylas formicarius (sweet potato weevil), 1281 nucleotides. It is a transcript of the gene Wnt6, whose product is annotated as protein Wnt-6. The transcript has 5 exons. Gene Ontology annotation, biological process: neuron differentiation; canonical Wnt signaling pathway; cell fate commitment. Bases 105 to 1139 code for a protein of 344 amino acids. The record is from RefSeq and is a predicted model, not a curated record. NCBI's taxonomy places the organism in Eukaryota, Metazoa, Arthropoda, Insecta, Coleoptera, Brentidae. Gene Ontology annotation, cellular component: extracellular region. Gene Ontology annotation, molecular function: cytokine activity; frizzled binding.